Tinamus guttatus (white-throated tinamou) is the source of this 642-nucleotide messenger RNA. RefSeq names its product transmembrane protein 140. The record is from RefSeq and is a predicted model, not a curated record. Lineage: Eukaryota; Metazoa; Chordata; Aves; Tinamiformes; Tinamidae.
AUGGUUCUGGCUUCAGGGCGUGCCCUCACAACAGACUUCACGGUGGUAUCAAGAGAGCACACGGGCAAGGGAAUGGGCCUGCUGCAACAGAGGUGUGUGGGGCACCUGCUCUGCAUAUUGAUCCUCCUGGAAGCUGCAGGGGUCUUGGUCUUGAUGUUUUAUGCUCUGCUGUGGGAAGCCGGGAACGUGGUCAAUCUCCCUGACAAGCGUAUCGGCUUUUACAACUUCUGCCUAUGGAACGAGACAGCCGGGGAGCUGCAGUGCCUGCAGUACAGGCAUCUGCAGGUGGUUGGCAUCAGCCUACCAGGAAUAGUCCUAGCCAGGGUUUGUGUGUACUCUUGCCUGGUCUUCAACAUCUUUUACCCCCUUUUUGUUGCACAUGUGAAGUGCAUGGAAGACACAGAGGGCUGGAAGGCGAUUCUCAUCAUACUUGUCAUCAAGCUGAUGAUACUGUCCGGAGGCCUGGGUACAUUCCUCUUCCAGACCUCACAUUGGAUUCACCUCUUUGAAUUCACUGGGGGCUUCCUGGCACUGCUUGGGGCUCAGGCUCUGCUGCUGCUCCAGAUAUUCACUGCCACUACGUAUCUUAGAUGGGCCCGGCAUAAGUACCCAUGUCAGAGCCCUUUCCUUGUUGAGAUUUGA